Molecule: messenger RNA, 2265 nt
Organism: Thelazia callipaeda (thelaziosis nematode)
Lineage: Eukaryota; Metazoa; Nematoda; Chromadorea; Rhabditida; Thelaziidae
Source: the annotation of a GenBank genome assembly
AUGAUAGCUCAAGACUUCCUAAAAAAAGAUGAUCGUGGCUUUACACCGACUUCCUCAUCAAAAUCAGCAUUUUAUUUUGGUCUGUUGAUAAUUGCUAAAUUUCUUCGUUGCUCUGGAGUGUUUAUUAUCGAUGUAUUGGCUAAACAAAUCCAUGUCGUUAGCUUGCUGUGGCUAUUUAAAUUAGUUGCUUCAUGUGUUCUUGUGCCAUUCCAAAAGCCAUUCAGUCAUGGAAAGUCACUGAAAAAGACUAUUGUUAGGAUAGCGCAGCUAUCGAUAUGCAAUUGCUUGAUAGAAGUGAUAUGGUUUUAUGGUAUAACAUUUUGUGGACCACUGAGAUCUAUAUUAGUAUUUGAGCAAAGCUCAUCAGUCAUUAUCGUUGCGUUGUUAACAUUAUGGAAAGGAAGUGGGUCACCAUCCAAAACUCGUGGAGUUAUUGCUUUAGGACUGGGUUAUCUUUCUUUAAUUUUGGUGGAUAGCGAUGCUACUGUCGAAACAGAUCAUAAGACAUCGCAUGGCCACCAGAGUGUUUUGAAUCAUCUAUUCUAUCAUUUCAUCCAUAAUUCAGGAGUUUCUGAUCACAAGGGAGGUAUUCUUUUGCUGUUAUUUGCGAUUUUUAUAAAAAUGGCUUAUGAUUCGUCUUUUCGCCACUUAGCAGUUGAAAUCGGAGGCCCAAAAAGACUUUACUCGUUAAUAACACUUUUCUCGGCGAUAUUUUUGGCACCAGUCGCAAUUCUUGCUUUCGUUAUGGGAAAGACAUAUGCCUUUAAUUUUGUUGAUUUUAUACUCUUAUUAUCAGCGGGAUCACUGUUUGUAAUGGUUUUUGAUUUCUACACGGAGUCAUUUUGUUUUCAGCAUGUGGCUGAUCCAGUGUUAUCAUCAGCGCGUUGGAGUCCGAUGAUAAUGUUUGUUUGUGCCUUUGUAUUUGCUUCAGCAUGGUAUACUGAUGAUGAUAUACCUAACUCUCAUGUCAUAUCCGGUGGAGUCUUAUUGACAUUAAUUUGUUUCGUUAUUGCUUGUUUUACAUUGACAUCGUCAACGAAUCCGCGUUCAAGGGGGGGGUAUUACGUUGGCUUAUCAGAUAGUGGAGUACCGCUAUAUACGUAUGGAGAAGCAUUCUUGCAGAAAACAUCAAGAUCUGUAAUGUUGUUGAUCAAAGAUACUCUGGCAGAAAUUUUAGCUAGUACGGAUUCGCGUAGAAUUUUUUGGUUCCUCUGUGCCAAUUUGGUAUCAUUUUGUGGCAUUGAAUUCUUGUAUGGAUUUUGGACAAAUAGCCUUGGAUUAAUAUCAGAUGGAUUUCAUAUGCUUUUUGAUUGUUCUGCGCUUGUAAUGGGCCUUGUUGCUUCUGUAAUGUCGCGUUGGCCAUCUUGCAAAAAUUAUUCUUAUGGAUAUGGGCGAGUCGAGGUUUUAUCUGGAUUUAUAAAUGCAUUAUUUCUCAUCGUGAUUGCGUUUUUCAUAUUUCUGGAAGCUCUGCAGCGCUUGUUUGAUCCUCCAGAAAUUAGUACUGAUAAACUGAUGAUAGUGGCAUUUGCUGGUCUUAUAGUGAAUAUUUUUGGUAUGUUUGCAUUUCAUGGUGCAACUCAUGGGCAUUCUCAUGAAGGAGGUGAAGGAAAACACAUACAUGGCGAUGCUCAUUUCCAUAUGCAUGCACAUGGUCAUAGCCAUGACAGUGCCAAUGCUAAUAUGCAAGGCGUUUUUCUUCAUGUUCUUGCUGAUACCUUAGGUUCCGUGUUCGUAAUAAUUAGUACUCUCAUGAUUCAAUAUUUCGGUUGGACUUGGGUUGAUCCAUUAUGUUCUUUAAUUUUAUCAGUACUUAUUGUUGGUUCAGUAACACCACUGUUGAAGCAAUCGAUGGCAACGUUGAUGCAGAAUAUACCACCAGAAACAGAACAAGAGUUUGAGCAUCUUCUUCAUGAGAUUACGAACAUAGAAGGUGUUUUAUCGUAUUCGAAUGUUCACCUUUGGCAACUCAAGUCUCUUCUCAAUGUUGCAUCUUUACAUGUUCAGAUAAGUAAUGAUGUGAAUGAUCAAGUUGUGCGUUUGAAAGUGUUAAAACUUUUGAAAUCAAUUAAUAUAACUCAAGCAUCUAUUCAGGUCGAGAAGGAAAAUUUCUUCCAUCGAAUACAUAGUCUUUGUCCUUCAUAUAAAAUUCCUCAUCGUAUAACAAAAGGUAUUUUUUUGGGUCACAGUCGUAAGCCUAUUGAUUGUUCCUAUCGCAAUGAAGAAGUCCGAAAAUUACAAAAUGCAUCAGCAAAACUUGCAAACUGA